Molecule: messenger RNA, 1798 nt
Organism: Aplysia californica (California sea hare)
Lineage: Eukaryota; Metazoa; Mollusca; Gastropoda; Aplysiida; Aplysiidae
Source: RefSeq, a predicted model, not a curated record
GUGUAAAGGAAAACAGUAUAGUUAACAUUGACAUGAUGAACAGGACAACUAAACUGAGCAACGGUGUCAACCUUGUCUGGAAUGCUACUGGUUCGAGCUUCGUCAAAAUAUGGUGCACUUUUUCUUCAAAGAACUCGCCUUUUGAUCUUAACGUGAUAUACCUAGAUUUGGGCAACAAUGGAAGCAACUGCGGUUCUCUGAACACAAGCAACAGCUACAUACCGAGCCAAGAGGCUAAUGGGUACCUUGCCAACUCUUCCAAGUACAGUCUUAUCUCAAAACAAAGAUUGGCGUCCUUGAAUGUGACCUUGUCCACUGGAUUUGUGUGGCUGCAACUCACAGUCAACUCCACAGCAAACGUCUCUGUGUUGUGCAGAGAGCCUGAGGAGAGAUCAGUUCCGACAAGUAGACCGCAAGGGCCAAUGGAGACAGGGGAAGACAAUGGGCACAGCCAAGACAAGUUAAAAACUAUUUUGAUCACAGUAUGCUGCUGUGUGGGUGUGUCAGCUAUCGUCUGCUCUGCUCUUGUCCUGGCGUUCUGUAGAUGGUCUCCCUUGUACAAGUUUUGGCGAACCGCGGAUGGGAGGCAGCCGGUUCCCCUCGGGUCGCCUUCGAAUACUACUGCAGAGUUGACCUCAACCAGCGAUGGGCUCGCGUGUGGGGACUCACAGAACGCUUAUACACUUCCAGCGGAUGAAUGUCCUCUAACCUCAAACUCUGAAACGGGAAUCCGCUUCAUGAAACUGGUAAAGGCUGAAGAGAAGCAUAACAUUUACACAGAUGCUGACCAACCCGAUCGAACUCUAGACUCAUUUCCCGGGGUCACCAGCUCAAAUAAUGGACGAGGCUUGUACUCGGAGGUCGACGGGCCAAAUAAUAGACAUGACGCGUAUUCGAAAGUUUACGGGCCAAAUUAUGGAUUCGGCUUGUAUUCAGAGGUAGACAGACCAUGUAACCGCCCGGGCUUGUAUUCGAAGGAAAACAAGUCAGAAAACAGACAGGAUAAUUAUAGCUUCCUUAACAAACCAGAUUCGAGCGAAGAACCUAUGAGCAGCAUUUAUAACUCCAGCCAAACAGCUGAGUACUCACAUUUAGGGCGGCCUUCCGAUGAACCCACCGUGAUUUCAAACGUGUAUGAUGGAUAAAAGCCAUCAAAAUUUGUACCUAUUAGGUAGAAAUUGCAGUGGGGGUAUCCCCAGAGAGGAAACGGAGACCUGACAGAAAAUGGGAACAGGAAAUAAUCGGGCUUGGAAACAAUACAAUUCAAGCAGGCAGAAUGGCAAGAGACAGAGAAACCAACAACCGAAGAAGCUUAAGAAGAAGUACCAGCGUCUGUAGUUUGAUCCAUUGGCUUUCAUAUAAGAUCUGUGUAUUAAAUUCCGAAGUGGAACAGUUUUUUUGAAAGAGUUCUUCGUUUGAAAUAGUUCCGUGCAACCAGGGUCGGCUCUGACGUACAGACAAGGUCAAAGUAUCCUUCCUCCAAAAAGUGUCGACAAUGGGUUAAUAAGUUGUAGGUAGUCCUUCGUUGCUGAAGAUGACGAUGAAAUCCUGCUGCUCAUCUGUGGACGUGCAUGUUGUCUUUGAGCCGCUUUAUUGGCCUCCUGAGAUUUCUUUUGCCACUUGAAAGUUAAUAAGUUACCUCAUUACAAUCUACAGUCAUAUCCCUGUUCUAUUCUCAAAGAUGAGAAAAAAAAGUUGCUUUUUAUGGAGUGCAUCCAUUAUUGAUACAAGACAGUGGGAGGGACCACUUUCAACAUCCACUUGCAAAAUAUUAAAAUUGUUUUGUUUGGAAUUGAAA